AUGAAGUCGUUCGUGGCGGCUUCUUUGCUCUCUCUUCUUCCCUCAGUAUUCUCAAAAACUGUUACAUAUGAUUUUAAUGUAACAUAUACAACAGCAAAUCCAGACGGCCAAUUCGAGCGUCGUGUAAUUGGUAUCAAUGGAAAAUGGCCAAUUCCUACAAUCGAAAUUGAGAAAGGCGAUAGAUUAGUCGUCAAUCUCGUCAACGGCUUGCCAGAUGUCGAAACAAGUCUUCAUUGGCACGGUCUGUUCCAGAAUGGAACAAACGCUAUGGAUGGGCCUGGGAAAGUUACGCAGUGCGCACUUGCUCCUGGCCAGAAAAUGACCUAUAACUUCACAAUCAACCAACCAGGAACAUACUGGUACCACUCACACAUUAAAGGUCAAUAUCCUGAUGGUAUCCGCGCGCCAUUGAUAGUGCGAGAUCCAAAGGGCCCAUACGCCAAAAAGUACGACGAAGAAGUUGUGAUUUCACUCAGCGACUGGUACCAUGAUGAGAACCCUCCACUUUUGGCAAAGUUUUUGUCUGUCGGAAACCCAACAGGUGCAGAGCCAGUCCCUAACUCUGCUCUCAUGAAUGAAACACAAGGAAUGCCAUUCCAUGUUAAACCUGGAAGGACUUAUAUGGUUCGUUUGGUAAACAUGGCUGCAUUUGCAGCACAGUACUUCUGGAUUGAAGGCCAUACCAUGAGAAUUAUUGAGGUCGAUGGUGAAUACACUGAGGAGGCGGAAGCGGAAAUGAUUUAUCUCACUGCGGCGCAGAGACUUUCUUUCCUUUUGACUACUAAGAACGAAACCACCAAGAACUAUGCCAUUGUCGGAAGUAUGGACGAGGAUCUCUUUGACCAAAUUCCUGACGGACUAAACUCCAACGUUACUGGUCACCUCAUCUACAGCGCUGCAAGACCACUCCCAGAACCUGCGUUCGUCGAUGCAUUCGAGCCAUUUGAUGAUUUCACCUUGGUCCCUUUUGAUGGUGAGGAUCUUUGGGAAGAGCCCACAUACACAUUUGCCCUUGAGGUUAUGAUGGAUAACCUUGGAGACGGUGCAAACUACGCAUUCUUCAAUGGUAUCACUUAUGUUCCCCCUAAAGUUCCCACCCUUUACACUGCUCUCAACGCUGGAAAUCUCAGCUUGACGCCAGAAAUCUACGGCCGCGAUACAAACCCCAUCGUCUUCAAGCAUCACGAUGUCGUUGAAUUGAUUAUCAACAACAACGACCCUGGAAAGCAUCCAUUCCAUCUUCACGGCCAUACUUUCCAGCUCGCCUAUCGUAGCGAUGUUGAUGCUGGCUUCUUCAAUGCUUCUGAUGAGUCCAUCGAAUUCGCCAAAAAGCCAAUGCGAAGAGAUACAGUCUUGGUAAAUCCGGGCGGCAACGUUGUUCUGCGCUUCCGCGCUGAUAACCCCGGUGUUUGGCUUUUCCAUUGUCAUAUUGAGUGGCAUAUUGAGUCCGGUCUCAUUGCCACAUUUAUCGAGGCUCCAGAUGUUUUGCAAAAGACUCAAACCAUCCCGGAAGAUCACCUGGCUAUUUGUAAAGCACAGAACCUCCCAGUAGUCGGAAAUGCUGCUGCGAACGCCGAAGACUACUUGGAUCUCACUGGACAAAAUUUGAGCCCAGCUCCACUGCCAGCAGGAUUCACCGCUCGUGGUAUUGUUGCCUUGGUUUUCAGCGUUAUUGCCGCCUUCAUUGGUAUCGCAGUCAUCACAUUGUAUGGAAGCCAAGAACUGAAACAGAAGAAGGCUUGA
Messenger RNA from Orbilia oligospora ATCC 24927, 1743 nucleotides. RefSeq lists its product as uncharacterized. Gene Ontology annotation, cellular component: high-affinity iron permease complex. The record is from RefSeq and is a predicted model, not a curated record. Bases 1 to 1743 code for a protein of 580 amino acids. Gene Ontology annotation, molecular function: ferroxidase activity; copper ion binding. Lineage: Eukaryota; Fungi; Ascomycota; Orbiliomycetes; Orbiliales; Orbiliaceae. Gene Ontology annotation, biological process: cellular response to iron ion starvation; reductive iron assimilation. The transcript is spliced from 4 exons.